Hyaena hyaena (striped hyena) is the source of this 2630-nucleotide messenger RNA. RefSeq names its product transmembrane protein 151A (gene TMEM151A). The record is from RefSeq and is a predicted model, not a curated record. The transcript is spliced from 2 exons. The coding region runs from base 118 to 1524 and encodes 468 amino acids. NCBI's taxonomy places the organism in Eukaryota, Metazoa, Chordata, Mammalia, Carnivora, Hyaenidae.
ACUCCCUGCGCGGCCGCCUAGCCGAGCGGACGCCCUCGGGGCCGCGCCGCAGCCCUCUGCGCUCCCCCCUAUCAUGCCCGGGGCCCGGGCCCGGGCCGCCCAAGCAGCCAGGACACCAUGCCCGAGGGCGGCGGAGGCGACAGCGGGGAGGUGGCCGAGUUCAUCCCGGACGGCGAGCCGCUGCGGGAGGAGCAGCGGCCCUUGAAACAGUCCCUGGGAAGCUCCCUGUGCCGAGAGUCGCACUGGAAGUGCCUGCUCCUCACACUGCUCAUCCAUGCCUGUGGCGCUGUGGUGGCCUGGUGUCGCCUGGCCACCGUGCCGCGCCUGGUCCUGGGGCCUGAGGCAGCUCUGGCCCGUGGGGCCGGGGGCCCGCCACCCACCUACCCAGCCAGCCCUUGCUCUGACGGCUACCUGUACAUCCCGCUGGCUUUUGUCUCCCUCCUGUACCUCCUCUACCUGGCUGAGUGCUGGCAUUGCCACGUGCGGUCAUGCCAGGCGCCGCGCACCGACGCCAACACCGUGCUCGCCCUGAUCCGCCGGCUGCAGCAGGCGCCACCCUGUGUCUGGUGGAAGGCCACCAGCUACCAUUACGUGCGCCACACCCGCCAGAUCACCCGCUACCGGAACGGCGAUGCCUACACCACCACGCAGGUCUACCACGAGAGGGCUGACAGCCGCACGGCCCGCGGCGAGUUUGACUACUCAGCGCACGGCGUCCGCGAUGUCUCCAAAGAGCUCGUGGGCCUGGCUGACCACGCGGCCACGCGGCUGCGCUUCACCAAGUGCUUCAGCUUUGGCAGCGCCGAGGCCGAGGCCUCGUACCUCACCCAGAGGGCCCGCUUCUUCAGUGCCAACGAGGGCCUGGACGACUACCUGGAGGCCCGGGAGGGCAUGCACCUGAAGGACGUGGACUUCCGCGAGUCCCUCAUGGUCUUCGCGGACCCCCGCAGCCCGCCCUGGUACGCCCGUGCCUGGGUCUUCUGGCUGGUGUCCGCGGCCACGCUGUCCUGGCCGCUGCGCGUCGUGGCGGCUUACGGCACGGCCCACGUGCACUACCAGGUGGAGAAGCUGUUUGGUGCCAGCUCGCCCCCGCCCGGGGCCGUGCCCAGCGGGCCCCCACUCUCCCGCGUGGCCACGGUGGACUUCACCGAGCUGGAGUGGCACAUCUGCUCCAACCGGCAGCUGGUGCCCAGCUACUCGGAGGCUGUGGUCAUGGGCGCCGGCUCCGGCGCCUACCUCCGUGGCUGCCAGCGCUGCCGCCGCUCCCUCAGCAGCAACUCGCUGCCCCCCGCGCGGCCCAGUGGGCCCCGCCUGCCUUUCAGCCGCAGCCGCCUCUCCCUGGGAGCCGGGGGCCGGGCCACACCAGGGGUCUUCCGAAGCCUGAGCGGGGGGCCGCUAGGGCGCCGGGGAGAGGACACGGAGCCCCUGGAAAGCCCACCGUGUUACGAGGACGCCCUUUACUUCCCGGUGCUCAUUGUCCAUGGUGACAGCGGCUGCCAGGGGGACGGGCCGGGUGCGCUCUGAGCCCCACGCGGUCCUCCGAGCGGCCUCCUCCCCACCGUCCCACCCUGGGCUUCGAUGCCUGAGUAAUUGUUGUCCAAGGCAGGAGGGAAAACAGACCAGCACACGAGGGGUGGGGGUGGGGCAGGGCCCUUCAACAGACCGGAAGGCGUGAAUGGACACCGCUGAAGUUGAGUCUCUGCACUGUCCCAGCAUGGCUCGCCACCGCCGCGUUCUGCCCCCUGCAGAGUCCGGUGAUCUGGCUUAGGGCCCUCCCAGGCAGGGCAGGGGGGCAAGCCUGGGAUGGGGGAGGGGCCCCGGGGACAGCUGUUGCAUGCAGCAGAGGGCUGCCUCUGGGCUCUGCCCUCCGUGGCUGAGGCCACGCUGGGAGCCCUCAAGCGACCCAGAAGCACAAGUUGGUGGUUUGGGGCCGUGCCCGGUUGGGCCGGCCUCCACGGAGCUGAGGAGCUGGCUGCCGGGACAGCGCCAGAGCCCCGGCCCCGCUUCUGGCCCAAAGUCCCCAUCUUCCUCCCCCUGACAGGCCCUUCCCUGCCUGACUCUGGCCUCUGCUGAGGGCCAGUCCCUGGUCAGACCCUGCAGCACAGCCCCUGUACUGGGAGCCCGGUUCUUGGAGCACAGCCUUGUCCCCCCGGCCCCCAGUGGUUCCCUGGUACGCCCUCCCCCCCAUUCAGCUCCCCUAUGACCUGGGGUUCCUUCUCAGGGCCCCGCCUGGAGCCCGCAUCCCCUGGUCUCUGUCCCGUCCCCCGCGAAGUCCACAUCUGCCUCUGUCACCCACGCACACGCACCCUGGGCUUUGCCCUCCCACCGCCCCCCUCCCACACUUCUCUGCUCUUCACCUUCCUGAUGACCCACGGGGCCCCGGGCCACAGGGCAUCCGAGGGACCUCGGCCUUGGCCGCGGCCUCUUGGACGAUGCACCUGCUCAGCCAUGGAGACCCCUGCUUCUCCCAUCAGUGGGGCCUGGCCCAGGAGACACCAUCUCUCCUCCAGGGAGGAGAGAGAAGUCCUUUCCCUUCGAAAUAGGGUUUCCACCCCCUCUGAGGGGCCAGUGGGGGGGGCGGGGGGAGGAGGCAGAGAAGAUGCAGAUAAAAUAAAAGGUAUGAAAUGGAA